Pimephales promelas (fathead minnow) is the source of this 1251-nucleotide messenger RNA. NCBI's taxonomy places the organism in Eukaryota, Metazoa, Chordata, Actinopteri, Cypriniformes, Leuciscidae. The record is from RefSeq and is a predicted model, not a curated record.
GUGAACAGCUACCUCUCCCGCUGUGCCUUAACGACUAAAUACAUGUCGAAAGGAGCACGUGUGGAUAUGCUUACAAUCCAUGCUAUGGCCUGGAACUACAAAAAAAUCUCAACACUACAUCGGGCAUUGUCUGCAAGAUAUGUGAAGACUCACCAGAGGCUUCAGGAGGAGACUGCAAGUCUAGUGGAGCUUAAAGAAAGCUUGGCUUGCACCGAUGAAGCAGUGUGGGUGUCUGAUGUGAGGGAAUGGGCAGCUCGUGACACAACAGGUACUUCCCUAGAGCAGUCCAUUGAGGGACGUUACCUUAACGUGAGGCAGCGGAAGCAGACUCAAUACUGUCAAAAUGAUAGUGGCAAGUUCUGUCACCGCCUGCGGAGGAAAAUUGCUGAGAGCAAGAGACUUCUACUGAAAGACAUAGAGACCUAUAACAGUCAUGAGCCUGCCAUGACAAUUGACAUUAAUGAAGUGGAGCAGUCACUAUCAGGAGACAAACCGUCCCCAACAUGGCCGUGGGAGGUUCAUGGCAGCGCACAAAUUGAAGACAAGUUAAAAAUUUGUAACAAAGUCAUGCUGAAAAUGAGACUUCAGGAGGAGAGGACAAUACUUGUUCAAGAGAUGGCCCAGCACUGCUCAUGGUUGCAGGCAACUUUUAAAAGAAAAACUUCAGAGGAAGGCAAGUUUCAUCUUUGUGAAAGAGGCGUAUCUUACUAGAAAGCGGUUAAAAAAACAUUAAACUGACCAUCUAAUUUUGAUAAUUUAUAACAAAUAGUACAAAGCAAUUGACCCUUCGCUAAGCCCCGCCCUCCAUAGUUACUGUUGCUACGCCUGUCAAGCUGUCGCGGCUGGCACGUUUAUUACAGUAUGUAUGCACCGACGGUAUCAGACAUUCCCAAGGAGAUAUUUACUAAUUUUUGGCAAACAGGUCAAAUAUCUGACAGAGCCAGACAAAAGGGACUGCAGUAUGCAUUCGAGGGAUAUAUCCACGAAACUAUUUGCAACCGAUUAGAGAAUAAUGUAAUCAAAAUAGAAGCUAAAGCCUAUAGGUCCCAACGUAAGCAGCAGCCGCCUCAUACGCUGACAGUUCAACUGGGAAACGAACAAAUUGAGGAACAGCUAUGUCCGGGUAAGUUAAGUGAAAUUUGAAAAUAAUCUAUUAUAAAUCAAACUUAUUUUACCUGAGCGACAUUAACCUGAACACUUUGCAAUAAUACAAUUUUUUUUGUUUGUUUUUAGCGCGCCUGGCUACUGCUC